Messenger RNA from Cornus florida, 2911 nucleotides. Its product is annotated as mannosyl-oligosaccharide glucosidase GCS1-like. The transcript has 22 exons. Gene Ontology annotation, cellular component: endoplasmic reticulum membrane. The coding region runs from base 113 to 2665 and encodes 850 amino acids. The record is from RefSeq and is a predicted model, not a curated record. Gene Ontology annotation, biological process: protein N-linked glycosylation; oligosaccharide metabolic process. Gene Ontology annotation, molecular function: Glc3Man9GlcNAc2 oligosaccharide glucosidase activity. NCBI's taxonomy places the organism in Eukaryota, Viridiplantae, Streptophyta, Magnoliopsida, Cornales, Cornaceae.
CCAUUGUCACUCUUGAGUCUUGACUCUGCCUUCUCGUCUCAUCCUCAAGCUCUCUCCACACUGACAGAGUAAAUUUGAGUUGGUGAAUGAACCGAUAAACACUAAUCUGACAAUGGCCGGAAGUGGCCGAACAAGUGCUCGAAGCAGAAUCAAAUCCACCUCCGGCGUCGAUGAAGAUCGUACCCUCCGUCAGCCCAAUCCGAAACUCCGAAGAAACAGAAGCAGAGACGACAGUUUUAUCAACAUCCUAAAUGUAAAUCUCAAAGCCUUGCUAGGGUUUGGUGUCAUCGCAUUCUUGAUCGCAGUAUUUCUGAUUUAUCAUCUCAUACAACCGGCCGAGGAAGCUCAGAAACCCAGGGUGAUCACGCCUUUCCCUGGGCCAAAACUCAUGGAUCUUCCUCAGUUUCAAGGUGAGCACAAGGAGAGUUUGUACUGGGGAACUUAUCGGCCGCAUGUUUAUUUUGGAAUUCGCGCGAGGACUCCAAGGUCUUUGAUUGCUGGAUUGAUGUGGAUUGGUGUAAAGGAUGGAAGAUAUUUCAUGCGGCAUGUUUGCCAAAAUACAGAUGAGCUCAAGAAAUAUGGUUGGGUGCAUCAUAAUGGACGGGAUUAUGGACGCCAGGUGCUGGUUGACCAAGAUAUAAUGUUGACAACAAGUUUUUUGAAAUCCAAAGCUGAUGGAAGUGGCUAUGGAGGGGACUGGGCAGUUCGAAUUGACAUGCAAAGUGAAAAAUCUAGAUUAGAUGAGGAAAUGCAGACAAUGGGGCACCUUUUCUUCUAUCUUGCUGAUGAAGAUGCAAAUGCUUUAAGCUUGAGUAGAGAUGCUUUGGACAUUCGUGAGAAUUCUCUCCUGGCUUUUGGAUCACGAAAAGAUAUUGGAGGCUGGCAUCUACAUUUAGAAUCAAUGGAUGAUCUAGAAGUCCAUUAUUCUGGUUUCAAGUCACCUCACAUUCACAAUUUAUCUGAUCUUGUCCAGCAAGAUCUUGGAUCCCAAGCAACAAAGUUUGGCCGCUUGCAGCUCUCAGACACAUCGGAUGAUUCUCCAAACAUUUUAGUUUUUCAGAUCUCUGGUAGCAUUCCUUUCAAGAUGGAUUUUGCUUUUGUAUCUGGAACUGAUUUGGAAGGUUCAGGAGUUAAAGAACGUGUCAGAAGCCUCACAGGUACCUUACUGACUAGUCAACUAUUUGAGAAGCAAAAUGAAUUUGAUGAGAAAUUCAAAAGGUGCUUUAAUUUGACUGAUAAGCUUGAUUCUGAAUCCAUUGCCGUUGGUAAGGCUGCUAUUGGAAAUUUGUUGGGAGGCAUUGGCUACUUCUAUGGCCAGUCAAAAAUCUCACUUCCAGGAAACUCUAAUCUUAGAAGUGGUGAUAAUUUUAUUUUGUAUUGGCCGGCCGAGCUUUAUACAGCUGUUCCUAGUCGACCCUUCUUUCCCAGGGGAUUUUUAUGGGAUGAAGGUUUUCAUCAACUACUGAUCUGGCGCUGGGAUAUGCAUAUUUGCUUGGAUAUCAUUGGACAUUGGUUAGAUCUGAUGAAUGCUGAUGGCUGGAUUCCACGUGAACAAAUUUUGGGUGCUGAAGCUCUAAGUAAGGUGCCAGAGGAAUUUGUUCUUCAACAUUCAACAAAUGGAAAUCCCCCAACUUUGUUUUUGGUUUUACGUGAUAUUGUUGACAGUGUAACAAUAAGAAACACAUUUGCAGCCGAUGAAAGCAAUGAGAUCUCUUCCUUCUUAGAACGGGCUUUUGGUCGCCUUGAAGCGUGGUUUCAGUGGUUUAAUACUACGCAAUCAGGCAAGGAUAUUAGCAGCUAUUUUUGGCAUGGACGUGACAACACAACAAAUCGUGAACUAAAUCCAAAGACACUGUCCUCCGGGUUGGAUGAUUAUCCACGUGCAUCUCACCCUAGUGAUGAAGAACGUCACUUGGAUCUUAGAUGUUGGAUGCUUCUUGCAGCAGAUUGCAUGCAUUCUAUUUCAAAGCUUUUUAAGAAGGAAAAUGAAGUGGGGAAGGAGUACAGUUUGACAGCUAAGCAACUAUCGGAUUUUGAAAUUCUAAAUCAGAUGCACUUUGAUGAUUCGUAUGGAGCUUAUUUUGAUUUUGGAAAUCACACAGAAAAGGUUCGUUUGAGUUGGCAAGCAGUAAAGGGAAACAACAAUUAUCCAAGUAGAGAGCUUGUUCGAGAAGUUCUAGAAAAGCCAAAGCUGAGGCUGGUUCCUCAUAUUGGAUAUGUUAGCCUUUUCCCAUUUAUGGGAAAGAUCAUUCCACCUGAAUCUUGGAUUCUAGAAAAACAGCUUAAUCUGAUUUCGAACCGGAGCAUUUUAUGGACUGACUAUGGGAUCCGCUCCCUUUCCAAAUCAAGCUCAAUAUACAUGAAGCACAACACAGAGCAUGACGCACCAUAUUGGAGAGGUCCAAUAUGGAUGAACAUGAAUUACAUGAUUCUCUCUUCACUCCACCAUUACUCUAAAGAAGAGGGACCAUAUAAAGAUAAAGCCAGGAUCAUCUACAAUGAUCUGAGGAGUAAUUUGAUAAGAAACGUGGUUCGUAACUAUAAUCAAACCGGGUUUUUCUGGGAACAGUAUGAUCAGAAAAGGGGGAAAGGAAAAGGUACGCGCUCAUUUACCGGUUGGACAUCGCUUGUGUUGUUAAUCAUGGCCGAAGCUUAUAGUGAAUGAGUGCUCGGAGGGCAUGUGAAUUUUGUAUUUACCUACCUCAAUAGGAAUGCUGUAUCAUUUAUUUGUCAAAUUCAUGUUAUUGGUGUAGCUGGGGUUCCCCCAUUUUUCGGAUUUAUUCGGGGAUUAUGAAAAUUUGUAAAGAGAAUAAAAGCAGGAACAGCACCCCGGUACGGGACGUAAACAAUCUCCGAAAUGUACUUAUGAUGGUUCAUAAGAAAAGGGAUGGGGCAUGCAUGACUUUGUUAA